AUGGCUGUGGAAGGUGCCGCCGACCAGCAGCAGUUGACCGAUCCGGCGGCGUCCCCCGGCCGGGCUUCGCCGUCGUUCCGCCUCCGCACCGAGAGCCUCAACACGCUCCGCCUCCGCCGCGUCUUCGACCUCUUCGACUACAACGGCGACGGCGAGAUCACGGUGGAGGAGAUCGAGCUCGCCCUCGACCGCCUCGGCCUCGGCUCCGACCCCGCCGAGAUCCGAUCCACCGUCGAGGCCUACGUCGCCCCCGGCCGCGCCGGGCUCGCCUUCGCCGACUUCGAGGCCCUCCACCGCGCGCUCGGAGACGCCCUCUUCGGCGGCCCGCCGGCGGCCGCGGAGAAGGAGGAGGAAGAAGAGGAGGACAUGCGGGAGGCUUUCCGCGUGUUCGACGAGGACGGCGACGGGUUCAUCUCCGCGGCGGAGCUACAGGCGGUGCUCUCCAAGCUAGGGCUUCCGGAGGGGCGCAGCAUCGCGCGGGUUCAAGAGAUGAUUGGCUCCGUCGACCGGAACGCCGACGGCCAGGUGGACUUCGGCGAGUUCAAGCGCAUGAUGCAAGGGAUCACCGUUUGGGGCGCCUGAUCAACGGCCCAUGAUCCACGGGAUCGAUUAACCCUUUAUUUUGCAAUUCGCUACAACUUUUUUUUAUUUUCCUUUCAAUUUCCCCCUUUUUUUGGUUUUAAUCGGGGCGUGUGAUAUUUAUUUCUUAACUUUGAGUGGGUUUUGAGUAA
Zingiber officinale is the source of this 731-nucleotide messenger RNA. RefSeq names its product probable calcium-binding protein CML27. The record is from RefSeq and is a predicted model, not a curated record. The coding region runs from base 1 to 582 and encodes 193 amino acids. Gene Ontology annotation, molecular function: calcium ion binding. Lineage: Eukaryota; Viridiplantae; Streptophyta; Magnoliopsida; Zingiberales; Zingiberaceae. The transcript has a single exon.